AUGGGAGUGUGGAGCCAGGAAAAUAACCUCUCACUCCAUGUCGACAAAACAAUGGAGCAAAUCGUGGACUUCAGGAAACAGCAGAGGGAGCACUCCCCUAUCCACAUCGACUGGAACACAGUGGAGCAGGUGGAAAGCUUCAUGUUCCAGAACACUAACGAUCUGAAAUGGUCCACCCGCACAGACAGUGUGGUGAAGAAGGGAAGAGACUCUAGGGGUGCAGAUAAGACUGUUGCCAUGGUCCUGAAGGAGAUACCAAGUAAGGCGUCUUCCGAAGGGAAACCCCUCCUGACGGUGACAACCAAGCUGGUGAGUGAGCAACAAGAGAGCCGCCCCCUGCUAAGCCCCUCCAUCGACGACUUUCUCUUUGAGACCAAGUGCGAUGGAGCUGCCCGCCCAGUGACUUCAAACACAGCAGUUCUGACCUCCACAUUGGACCUACUGGACCUCAGCGAGCCCGGAGAGAGAAUGAACAGCAAACAGGACAAGAAGAGCCCUCUGUCGUCGUCGCAUGGGGAAGGGCCCAAGAAUGGGCCUCACCGAAAGAAGACAACAGAUGAGACAGAGCUGAUCCGGGUGGCUGUGGAACAGACUGCCCCCAGCUCACACACUCCCGACUCAGUUGGUCUUGUGACGGUCAACAUUGCCUCUCCUUUGGAGAAAUGGGAGGAUCUCAACCUCCACCCUGAAAGAAACAGCAGCAGAAAGUGGAAAUUGGAAAGACAACAUUCAUCGAGAAACUCCUCCAGCGAACAUCUGUGGUCCAUAGACUGCAAAACACAACCAGAGGCAACCUCCAUGAACUCAUUGGAAGGGAAUACCAAAGCAGAGGCAGAGCCAGCUCUAGCAUUUCAACUCAACAGACAGUAUAUUAGUGGAAGACAUGGCCGUUUGAGUAAAGAGCGGUUCGGUGGCGGUCUCCUGUCCAGAAACCAGUCCCUGGAGGAAGAGUUUGAGCGCGCCAAGGCGGCUGUCGAGUCAGACACAGAGUUCUGGGACAAGAUGCAGGCAGAGUGGGAGGAGCUAGCGCGACGGAACUGGUUAACGGAGAACGAGCAGGCCCAGACCCCCUCCAGUGUGUCGCCUCACGAGAAGGGCUACUACUUUCACACGGACAACCCCUACAAGGACUGGCCCAACGCAUUUGAGGAGGGGUUUCGAAAGUCCAAAGAGGGAGAUCUGCCCAACGCUGUCCUGUUACUGGAGGGGGCCAUUUUACAGGAUCCCCAGGACUCAGAGGCUUGGCAAGUGUUGGGGACCACCCAGGCCGAGAAUGAGAACGAGCAGGCUGCUAUUGUCUCCCUCCAAAGGUGUCUGGAGCUCCACCCCAACAACCUCCAGGCCCUCAUGGCCCUGGCGGUGAGCCUGACCAACACGGGCAUGAGGCAGGAUGCCUGCGAGGCGCUGCUGUGCUGGCUCCGCCACAACUCCAAGUACAAGCACCUGCUGAAGAGCAAGAGACACCUGGCGGGCUCCCCGGGCUCCCAACGUAGGAUGUCUCGUGUCUCUACAGUGGGCAGGAAUGAGAGCUCCCUAUUGCUAGAGGUCAAGGAGUUGUUCCUGGAGGCUGCCCAGCACAACAGGGAUACCGACCCGGACCUGCAGACGGGCCUGGGCGUGCUGUUCAACAUCAGCGCUGAGUUCAACAAAGCUGUGGAGGCCUUCAAUGCUGCCCUGUCAGUGCGGCCUGAGGACUACCUGCUGUGGAACCGCCUGGGUGCCACGCUGGCUAACGGGGACCGCAGCGAGGAGGCAGUGGAAGCCUACACCAGAGCCCUGGAGCUCCAGCCGGGCUUCAUUAGGUCCCGCUACAAUCUGGGCAUCAGCUGCAUCAACCUGGGAGCACACAGGGAGGCGGCCAGUAACUUCCUAACGGCCCUGAGUCUGCAGAGGAAGAGCCGGAGUCGGCAGCUCUCGCACCAGGUCAUGUCAGGGAACAUCUGGGCCGCCCUGCGGAUAGCCCUGUCCAUGAUGGACCAGCCGGAGCUCUUCCAGGCGGCCAACAUCGGAGACCUAGACCUACUCAUGAAAGCCUUCAACCUGGACAUGUGAAUGGAGAUGAGCCAUGGAGACAAGGCUCUACUCUCCUACCAACAGCCAAGAAUCCAAAGUGUACAGAUGGAAAGAGCGGUUUUGUCCAGUUGAUGACUAGUGUGUGGUCUUUUUUUGCACGCACUACAAGAAUUUGCCUAUCUUUACUACUCCUAAGUACCUCUGCAGUCUUGAGUACUGCAUGUGCUCGAAGAAGAGACUAUUUUGCGAUGGAUUUGCACUGCAAUUUGUGAUUUUUCCAGAAGAUCACAAGGACGGGCAAAGAUUGUACAAGUAGGGUAGAGUGGGGUAAGUCAUGCCAAUGGGUUGGUUGAGCCACCCCUUGUUUCUAGAAAACCAUACACAAAAUGAAUCAUGUGACCAAAUAUUUAGGACGGGGUUAUCAUUUCAUGAAGUCUGUGAAGAAAGAAACCACAUGGAACAAGUGGUAAGGAAGUUAGGUCCAAGAAAACAAUUUUCACAAAGUCAAAUUAAUGUAUUAUUAUAGGUUUCAUGACGCUUGUAUGUAAACCAAAGUAGAUAGUUUUAAGACUGGUUUAUACAUCAGUUUGGGUCUCUAUAAGCUACAAUAUGAGGUCCUUAACCUAGCAUGAAAGUGCAUCAACGUAGCUGUGUGGCCUAAUAUAGUCAAAAUGGUUGCUUUGGGGUAAAGUUGAGCCAAUGGCUAAUCAAUAGAUCCCAUACAAAUGAUGCAUAGUAUUUUGUCAGUUGUAUGCAUAAUAUUUUUGCAAUUUGUCAUGCAUAUGAACUCGAUUUCUAUUGUUUACAGAGCAGACAUCAUCAUGCCCUGUGUAUACAAACUUUUUUUUUUAAAGCAGGGAUCUGGCCCCUCGAGGUUCUUGAAAGAGCAGCCAAGGAAGUGAGAGAAGGAAAGAAGUCUAUUUGAGCAGCAGCAAGGGAUGAAAAAAAAAGACACGUCAGACAAAAAAUAAAACAAAGAUUUACCUGUGUGCUAUGAUGGAGUAGCAGAGGCACAUAAAGGUCUUGUCUGAUGACAUGGAGUCUGAGCUUGCUAAACAGACCCGUUUUAUGGGCUUAGUAGCCUCAAAUGCAGAGAACUUGCUUACGAAUUGGUACAUCGAAACAACAUCCCAGUCCCUAACAAUCUUACCCCAAGGUGUUUCCACUUACCCUGUCCCCGUGCUAAAUUUACCCCAUACCUGGGGUAAGUUAUGCCAAGAGACCAUUUUAUUUGGACAUUCUGUUUUCAAAACAUACUGUAUGUUUAAAUGAAUUCAGAUUUUUCUAGGGAUACACAACAUCCUGAAAUAUAUAUAUAGAUAUUUUGACGUAGUGAUGCUGAAUGUAAAAAAAUGGCUCAACAUACCCCACUCUCCCCUAAUGCCUUAAAGAACACCGAACACCGUGGAACUGAGCUAGAGGGAGAAAGUGAAAUGCUGAGAAUACUGUUGCUGAGCAGUGUUGAGGUUUGACAAAAACGGUUUCCUCAUCCAACUACAGUACUUUCAGAGUGUUCGGAUUGUCACACCCAUCGACCUACAGAAAGGAUUUAGUGAGUAAAAUCAAGACUACACCAUAAACUGUAGGACUCCAUCCGUUUUCAUCAGAAAAUCAAUAGAUCCUUUUAAGAGGUGGUUUUAUCCUCUUUUAAUUAAGGGAGGUAAAGCACUGCAUGGAAACUAAAGCAUUUCCCCAAAAUAAUUCAGUGGCACAAACAAAAGUUUUGAAUUCUUGAACUUUUCUUGCACUUUGAAAACAAACUGAUAAUUUCCUCCUAUCUUAAUGAAAUUUGCAGAUUGUAAAGUCUUUACUCAAAACGCAUGCUAAAACAAUAUAAACAUUUACACACAUUUUUUGUAUGUCAAUUUCAGAUUAAUUUUUUACUUCCUUUAAUACUUGGCAUCCUCCGAAUCCUUCAUGUUUUGUGGUGUGCUCAGCUCCUCAUUAUAUUUGCCAGGUUUUCCCUUAGUCUUUUUUUUUCACUCAGAGCUGCAUAUGUACUUCAGGUGUCAGAAAAACACAUUCCGUUGAAUUUGUUCAGGUUUGUGCUUAUGGCUGGGAUGACAUUCAAACUAUUCUCUCAUGUCACAUUGGUAAAUCAAAAGAUUAAGCUUUGUAGUGAAUGGAUUUGGGUCAUUCCACAAUUUUCUAGAAGACAGCAUCUUUGUGUAACAUCUUGUAACACCUCAAAUGUUACAAAACAUGACAGCAUCUCAUGUUAAUGUCAGGUUUAUCGAAACACAGCAAAAAAAGAAACGUCUUCUCAUUGUCAACUGCGUUUAUUUUCAACAAUCUUAACGUGUAAAUAUUUGUAUGAACAUAAGAUUCAACAACUAAACUGAACAAGUUCCACAGACAUAUGACUAACAGAAAUUGAAUAAUGUGUCCCUGAACAAAGGGGGGGUCAAAAUCAAAAGUAACAGUCAGUAUCUGGUGUGGCCACCAGCUGCAUUAUGUACUGCAGUGCAUCUCCUCCUCAUGAACUGCACCAGAUUUUCCAGUUCUUGAUGUGAUGUUACCCCACUCGUCCCACUCGUCCACCAAGGCACCUGCAAGAUCCCAGACAUUUCUUGGGGGAAAGGUCCUAGCCCUCACUCUCCGAUCCAACAGGUCCCAGACGUGCUCAAUGGGAUUGAGAUCCGGGCUCUUCACUGACAUUCCUGUCUUGCAGGAAAUCAUGCACAGAACGAGCAGUAUGAGGGAGGGGGAUGUCUUCCCUGUAACGCACAGCGUUGAGAAUGCCUGCAAUGACAACAAGCUCAGUCCGACGAUGCUGUGACACACUGCCCCAGACCAUGACGGACCCUCCACCUGCAACACGCAUUCCUUUGACGAUAAACACAACUCCGACCAUCAUCCCUGGUGAGAAAAAACUGUGACUCGUCAGUGAAGAGCACUUUUUGCCAGUCCUGUCUCGUCCAGCGAUGGUGGGUUUGUGCCCAUAGGCGAUGUUGUUGCUGGUGAUGUCUGGUGAGGACCUGCCUUACAACAGGCCUACAAGCACUCAGUCCAGCCUCUCUCAGCCUAUUGCGGACAGUCUGAGCACUGAUGGAGGGAUUAUGCAUUCCUGGUGUAACUCGGGCAGUUGUUGUUACCAUCCUGUACCUGUCCCGCAAGUGUGAUGUUCAGAUGUACCGAUCCUGUGCCGGUGUUCUUACACGUGUUCUGCCACAGCAAGGAUGAUCAGCUGUCCGUUCUGUCUCCCUGUAGCGCUGUCUUAGGCGUCUCACAGUAUGGAAAUUGCAAUUUAUUGCCCUGGUCACAUCUGCAGUCCGAAUGCCUCCUUGUAGCAUGCCUAAUGCAUGUUCACGCAGAUGAGCAGGGAGCCUGGGCAUCUUUCUUUUGGUGUUUUUCAGAGUCAGUAGAAAGGCCUCUUUUAGUGUCCUAAGUCUUCAUAACUGUGACCUUAAUUGCCUACCGUCUGUAAGUUGUUGGUGUCUUAACGACCAUUCCACAGGUGCAUGUUCAUUAAUUGUUUAUGAUUCAUUGAGCAAGCAUGGGAAACAGUGUUUAACCCUUUUCAUUGAAGAUCUGUGAAGUUAUUUGGAUUUUUACAAAUUAUCUUUGAAAGACAGGGUCCUGAAAAAGGGACGUUUCUUUUUUUGCUGAGUUUAGUUACACAGUGGGAUAAACAUUUAGUUGUUUGCACAUAAGCAUUGUUUUGUGUAUGAGGUAAAUGCAGAGCUAGUAAUGGUGUGUUGCUUUACUAAUGAAUGUGUUCCAUUCUACUUAGUGUUUAGCGGCCCUAUUAUAAAAAGUGUUACCA
Molecule: messenger RNA, 5779 nt
Organism: Oncorhynchus nerka (sockeye salmon)
Lineage: Eukaryota; Metazoa; Chordata; Actinopteri; Salmoniformes; Salmonidae
Product: PEX5-related protein-like
Exons: 16
Coding region: 1-2052 (683 amino acids)
Biological process (GO): protein import into peroxisome matrix, docking
Cellular component (GO): peroxisomal membrane; cytosol
Molecular function (GO): protein binding
Source: RefSeq, a predicted model, not a curated record